This is a messenger RNA of Penicillium argentinense, 2046 nucleotides long. RefSeq lists its product as uncharacterized. NCBI's taxonomy places the organism in Eukaryota, Fungi, Ascomycota, Eurotiomycetes, Eurotiales, Aspergillaceae. The transcript has a single exon. Bases 1 to 2046 code for a protein of 681 amino acids. The record is from RefSeq and is a predicted model, not a curated record.
AUGGCUCAACGUCAGCUUUCUCGCACACUUCCCAAGAACUUUACGUUCCCGUCGCUGGCCGCCGACGGCGCAACGGAGGAGCCUCGAACCCCCGAGCGUCCCUCUCGCCAUGUCGACGUUCCCAGGGCUCCGCGCCACUCCUUCUCCAGCUGCCGUCUACCCCGCGUCCGCGUGCGCUCCGGAACCGAUGUAUGCGCUCGGAUGGAUCUCGAUCUUUUCCGAUUCCAAGGGUCAGGCACCGAAGAUGUGCCAUUGCCCUCGAUUGAAGUUCCCCAGCAAAGUACGUCAUAUGAUGGGCCAUACACCGCGGUGCCCGCCAACGUCAACGACAGCCGAUAUCUCGCGCCGCCUCACGAGCGCAUGAGUUUCAAGACGCCCCCGGCUCAGAUUCGUGGCACGCCCUGUGAAUCGCGCGAUGGCACCAACCCGUGGCCCUCCUGGGAUCAGACGCCGCUGGCGAAUAGCAUUCAACGACCCGGCUCCGCGUGCUCCAACCUGUCCGAUUCCUCGGUCGAAUCGAUCGAGACCUAUGCAUCGCGACCGUCCAUCGGAGGCGGCAGCUGUACGAGCGCUGAAAGCGACCUCGACGCUUAUUUCCCGCUGGAGAUCCCCAAGGAGCCCGAAAUGUCCUCUCCGACGCUGCCCAAGAAGCAGAAGGUGCAGCGCACGCAGGUCAAGGACAAGUCCUGGACGCGAGACAUGGACAACCACCUGUGGAAUACCUACCAGCUCUACUUGCAAGAUCCUACGAUGACUCCCUUCAAAAUGACGCCGGGUAGCAUCCCACCCCUGGGAGUAACGUCGCGAGUUGCGCGCCAAGCGAAGCGCACCUGGGAAAAGAAGCGACAGCGCUUGACCUCCACCCUGCCAAUUGCCGACCGCAGCGGAAGCUCCACCCCUAGGGCUGAUGAGCAGAAGUCGUCCAGGUCGGUCUGGCCCAAAUCCGAUGCGAAGACGCGCAGCCGUCUCAAGCACCUCUGCCGGCGCAAGUUCUGCAUCGCACCGCACUACCAGCGCAUGAUGCAGUCCCGCAGCCCCGAGCCGGUCGCCGAUAUGCUCGGUAACGCCGAGUCCCGUGUGCACACCUUCGCCGAAGGGAGCUGCACCACCUACGCAACUCGCGAUCUGGGUGUCUCGCUCGCUGCCUCGUUCGACCCGACUCCGCUGGCGCAAUUGGCCCAGCCACCGGUGGACCAGUCGACCGAAUGGUUCAACAGUCCCAUUCCGACGGCCACUCUCACUGCCGCCAGCCCCAAGACCAGCCCCAGGACGACCUUCUCUCAACCUUCCUCCUCCAACCAAUAUCUCCGCCCUCAACCUUACAACAUCCCGCCGCGCCUUGGGUCACCGUUCGUGUACAGCACCUGGGGUCCCGGAGGGUCGAACCGCCAAGUGUCCGACCUCCCAUCGGCACCUCGCCGUGAGACUGUCCACGUCCCUGGCCGCCGCAUGCGCCGCAACACCCACAUCCACUGGACACCCAAGGAAACGGAUGAUGUGUUUUCGAGCGAUGUGUACGUUGGGAAGGAUCCUUCCGAGGAGGAGGUGCACCGACGCCUGUCGGACUACAUGCACGACAACAAAUUCCAAGAUAUUGGUCACGGCCGUGUCCGCAUCCGCAACCGUGGGGCCACGACCGGUGCUGUUGGUGCUCGCGAUGUCAGCCAGCUGUUCUCUCCUCCUUCCUCGCUCAACUCCUCCCAGGCCGAGCCGGAAGAAACCACUCCGGUCUCGAAGCCUCCCGUCAACGCCUUCCUGAACCUGGGCGGGGAGAAUAUCAAGCGACUUGGCUCUCCAUUCAAAGUGGAGGGAGGGUUCAAGCGUAGCGAAGCUCCUGGCCGAUACAUUCGACACGCACCGUCUCUGUCGGACCCUUUCUCCAGCGGUGGUAUCCCGCCCUACACCGGUCCCGCGGGCAGCUCCACUCCCAUCCAGGAGCAGGGGAAGCCGUCGGUCCCAUCGCUGCAGAACCCAUUUGAGGAGGGUCUGACCGACGCCGAGCGGAUCCGCCGGCAAAUCCUGAGCAUGCCUUUUACGCGCAACUAA